CGAUUCUGUGUGCAAUUGAGGAAUGCGGAAAAACAGCUCCUAGCAGUUUUUUUUUUUGCUUCUCACCUCGCCUGCUUCUUCCGAAAAUCUGCUUUUCAUUAAUGCACACCAUUUUGUUUUUCUUCUUCUUUGCAAAGAACCGAACAGAGAGAGAGAGAGAGAGAGAAAAUAAGUAGCCGUUCUUGGAUUGCCGAGACUGGAAACCCGCGGAGCGGUUUAAAAUCAAGCGACGAGGAAUCGGAGUUUACCGGAGUUUUCAGAGCCGGUGCUUGAAGUGCCCUCGCUGGAUUCAACCACUGCAUAUCAGCCGCUUCUGCGAUUUACACUAGGAGGACAAGUAAUGUCAGCCGAGAAGGAGAGGAUUUUCAGAGCGUUGAAGGAGAUGGUACAGAGACCCGGGAAUGGGGUCUGCGCCGACUGUGGGUUGCCAGAACCUGAAUGGGCUUCGACCACGCUCGGAAUCUUCAUUUGCCUCAACUGUUCGGGGAUCCAUCGGAACAUUCCGGAUGUUAGCGUCAUCAAAUCACUCCUCCUGGACCCUUGGAAUGAUUCCCAAAUUCAGCACAUGGCCAGUCAAGGAAAUGAAGCAGCCAAGAACAAGUAUGAAGCAUUUGUUCCUGCCUACUAUUACAUCCCGACGUACAAGGACUGCCAGGUGCUGAGGGAACAAUGGAUACGAGCAAAGUACGAACGCAAGGACUUCAGCGAAGAGAACAAGAAACUGGCUUACGCCACUGGCUACAGAGAAGGGUUUCUAUGGAAGCGUGGCAGGGAUAAUGGGCAGUUCCUGAACAGGAAGUUUGUCCUGUCGGAGGCUGAUGGUGUCCUGAAGUAUUUCACGAAGAACGACGCUAAAGAGCCCAAGGCUGUGAUUAAAGUGGACAACAUCAACGCUACAUUCCAACCAACCAAAAUUGGAAAUCCUAACGGCCUCCAGCUCACGUACCUGAAGGAUAAUAGCACGCGGAAUAUUUUUGUUUACCACGAAGAGGGAAAGGAGAUCGUGGACUGGUUCAACGCCAUCCGAGCCAUCCAGUUCCACUACUUAAAGGUGGCUUUCCCUGGGGCGAGUGACCAUGAGCUGACGCACAAACUGACCCGAAAUUUCGUAAAGGAAGGUUACAUGGAGAAGACUGGGCCCAAGCAAACCGAAGGCUUCAAGAAGCGAUGGUUCACACUCGAUCAUCGGCGCCUGAUGUACUACAAGGAUCCCCUGGAUGCAUUUGCCAGGGGUGAGGUCUUCAUCGGCAGCAGUGACAAUGGCUACAUGGCCAAAGAGGGACUUCCUCCUGGCACGCAGGGCAACGGGAGCUGGCAGUUCGGCAUCACCAUAGUAACGCCGGACCGGCACUUCCUGUUCACCUGUGAGACGGAAAGAGAUCGCCGGGACUGGAUAGCGGCCUUCAAUGGAGUGAUGAAUCAGCAAAUGUCACCACAAGAAUACACAGUGGAAGCUUACUUCAAGCACAGACGGUAGACGACGUUGGCCAACCUCUGACCUCCUACCCACCUUUACAGACAGACCACACAAUGCUGCUGGAAGACAUGUCGCCAACCUCUCCACCCAUUACUGAUGGAAGCAGAUGCCGGCUCCCCAGAAUCCCAGCUUCAUCCUCCUGUGGGCUGGCAGAUGGGAACAGCCUGGGGAUGAAGAGGGACAGACACGCCCGGCCUCAUUAAGGGUUUCAUUAACUGACUUACUCAGAAGUGACCACUCCUUUGCCUCUGGCGUGGCAGCGCUGCAAUUAGCUUGUUGGUGGGAACACAGUCAAUAGGUCAUGUUCUCCAGCUGCCAUUCCUGGUGGGGAGCUCUUCAGGAGCUGGAAUUGCAUGCUGUGAGGCACAGUUCACUGAGAUCAGAAAGCCCCAGCAGAAUUAUAUGCCCCAUGUAAUUAAUUAGGGAACAAAAUAGAAUAGGAAAGGGGGAAAAUGAUCGACAGAAUAAGAGAAGGGCAUUCUUCAGAGGCAGAAUGAUAGGACAAGUGCAAACAGGGUACUCAGAAGAAGAGCAUAAGACCUAGGAGCAGAAUUGGGCCAUUUGGCCCAUCAAGUUUGCUCCAUCAUUCCAUCAUGGCUGAGUUAACCCCAUUCUCCUCCCUUCCCCCGAUGCCCUGAUUAAUCAAGAACCUACCAACCUUCAUAUAUCCAAUGACAUGGUUUGCACAGCCGUUUGUGGCAAAGAAUUCCUCGGAUUCGCCACCCUCUAUAUUUAACCAAUACUCUAGCUCCCUGGAAGGCUUAGAUUGGACAGUGUAAAGGAGUUUUCCUUUGUACUUAACCCUUAGCUAACCUCCCUGGGAGCCAAAGGAGGGACUGUGUGUAUCUAAUCCUUGCUUAACUUCCCUGGAAGAGUUUAGUGGGACCUGGUAGAGGGAUUGAUCGAUCCUCGUAUUCUAAAUUGUAUUUAAUUCACUGUGGAACAAGAAAGCAGGAUACCCGAAACAUGAAAAUGCUCGAUUCCUCAGUACUGACAUCCCGAACUUGUUCAGCCCCCAGAACCUCAAUGAUAUUUCUCCUCUCAGUUCAGAGGCUCUUGCAGCCACUCAAGAAGGACCAGGGCUUUAGGCCGUUUGAGUACCCACCCCACCGGUGGUCCCACCAUGGUCUGAAGCCCUGUUUCAGAUACAGUAAGGCAACUGCUGAUCAGCGAUGGUGAAACAUUCCUCAACGCAUUAAAUACUCUGACCGGGAAAAUAUAAGGAAAAAAAAAUGACAUGUAAACCUUUCAAUAAAAUGGUGCAAUUUUCCUGAUAUUUCCAAAACAGUUUG
Messenger RNA from Mobula hypostoma (lesser devil ray), 2769 nucleotides. RefSeq lists its product as uncharacterized. Bases 341 to 1477 code for a protein of 378 amino acids. The transcript is spliced from 11 exons. Lineage: Eukaryota; Metazoa; Chordata; Chondrichthyes; Myliobatiformes; Myliobatidae. Gene Ontology annotation, biological process: positive regulation of GTPase activity. Gene Ontology annotation, cellular component: cytoplasm; intracellular membrane-bounded organelle; plasma membrane. Gene Ontology annotation, molecular function: phosphatidylinositol bisphosphate binding; GTPase activator activity; phosphatidylinositol-3,4,5-trisphosphate binding. The record is from RefSeq and is a predicted model, not a curated record.